This is a messenger RNA of Tachysurus fulvidraco (yellow catfish), 6642 nucleotides long. It is a transcript of the gene bmal2, whose product is annotated as aryl hydrocarbon receptor nuclear translocator-like 2. Lineage: Eukaryota; Metazoa; Chordata; Actinopteri; Siluriformes; Bagridae. Gene Ontology annotation, biological process: regulation of transcription by RNA polymerase II. Gene Ontology annotation, molecular function: protein dimerization activity; DNA-binding transcription factor activity, RNA polymerase II-specific; RNA polymerase II cis-regulatory region sequence-specific DNA binding. Gene Ontology annotation, cellular component: cytoplasm; transcription regulator complex; aryl hydrocarbon receptor complex. Bases 449 to 2302 code for a protein of 617 amino acids. The transcript has 18 exons. The record is from RefSeq and is a predicted model, not a curated record.
GCAUUUUUCUGCGCUUGUGUAACAUAUCGCGUGACCUGCAGGAUUAGAAACGUGAGGGAACGGAACGCGGAGGAGGCGGAGCCUGAGCCUGAUGGGCGGAGUCCCGGGGGUCUGCUUCCGCGUUCCCCCCUCCGUGCGUCCUGAUUACACACACACUCACACACACACAAACGCAUAGGGUUUGUGCGUUUUCAUGCUCACGGCUGCAGCUUCUCCGACUAAAUUAGGUGACAGAAGGAGAAGCAAAACAGUCAGUUAAACAAAUCUUCGCUGCCUCCCGCCUCCACUCCCCCUUCACCGUCUCCAGCGUUUAUUACCGCCUCCUCCGCCACAUGCAGCCGAGUGCUGGGCCCCGGCGGACCGGCUCCAGUCAUGUCGGGGACCGCUGCCGCCGGUGACAGAGCCUCCGGGGGAGAGACAGUAGGAACGUCUGUACAACUGCAGGUGUAUGCGAUUAUCCAGUCAUCCAAGCAUGUGGCAGCAGUGUAAAGCGUUAUAUCAGAUUCCAGCCAAGAGCUUCAGACAUUCUGCUGGCACAGCAUCCGGCAUGGAGCUGACCAGGAAACGCAAGGGCAGCACCGACAAGGAAACAAAAUCGGUGUCAGUGCUGGAUGAGGACAUGGAGGAUGAUCAGGAAAGGUCAGAAGGUGAUGAUCCACACGUGAAAAUGAAAUGUUUCAGGGAACCUCACAGCCAAAUCGAGAAACGGCGGCGGGACAAGAUGAAUAACCUGAUCGAUGAGCUCUCGGCCAUGAUUCCCACAUGUAACCCAAUGUCCCGCAAGCUCGACAAACUCACUGUGCUGCGUAUGGCUGUGCAACAUCUUAAAUCACUCAAAGGUGCGACCAGCUCCUUUGCCGAAGCCAAAUACAAGCCUUCAUUCCUUCCUGAUGAUGAACUCAAGCACCUUGUUCUCAGGGCUGUGGAUGGAUUCCUGUUUGUGGUUGGAUGCGACAGAGGGAAGAUAGUAUUUGUCUCAGAGUCUGUUUCGAAGAUCCUGCACUAUACUCGGCCAGAGCUGAUAGGCCAAAGCUUGUUUGACUAUGUUCAUCCAAAGGACAUAGGAAAAGUAAAGGAGCAGCUCUCAGCCUCUGAACUGUACCCACGAGAACGCCUUAUAGACGCCAAAACUGGACUCCAGGUGCAAGCUGACCUGCCUGUAGGAGCCUCUCGAAUGUGUUCAGGAGCACGUCGUUCUUUUUUCUGUCGAAUGAAGUGCAACAAAGUUGCCGUUAAAGAAGAAAAGGACUUCCAUGCCAGCUCGUCAAAAAAGAAAGAAUCACAGCGUUAUUGUACCGUGCACUGCACCGGCUAUAUGCGCACUUGGCCCACCAGUCAGCUCGGAGCGGAGGGAGAAGCCGAGGCCGAUAAGGAGAGCUCACACUUCAGCUGCCUUGUAGCUGUGGGCCGCGUGCACCCUCAUACUAUCCCCCAGGCCAACGGAGAGGUGAAGGUCAAGCCCACAGAGUUCAUCACUCGCUGUGCCAUGGACGGCAAAUUCACGUUUGUCGAUCAACGAGCCACCACUAUACUUGGAUAUCUACCACAGGAGCUGUUAGGCACAUCCUGCUAUGAAUACUUUCAUCAAGACGAUUUGCCUCAUUUAGCAGACCGACACCGAAAAGUGUUGAGAAGUAAAGAAAAGAUCGAGACAAACUGCUACAAGUUCAAAACGAAAUAUGGCUCUUUCGUCACCCUGCAAAGUCAGUGGUUUAGUUUUAUAAAUCCCUGGACCAAAGAAGUAGAAUAUAUAGUGUCAACAAACACAGUCAUAUCUGAUACGAGCAAUUCAAGCGGAUCAGUGAACAAGUCAGGGCAGACGACAGAUUCCUCCAAAGCCUCUGAAGAUGAUGCGAAAAAAUCACUCCCCAUCAUCCCAGGUAUCUCGAAUGCUUCAGGCACCAUGAUUUAUGCUGGAAGCAUCGGGACACAAAUAGCUAAUGAGCUACUGGAUUUUAAUAGGAUGAACUCUUCCCCAUCUAGUGGCAAUGCCAGCCCCUUCAAUCUGUUGCAGGACAAAUCUCCACUGGUCCUUACUCAAGACAGUAAUGUGCCAAAUGGGGACGUGACAGAAACUCAUGUGCCCAGCAAGUCCAGUACGGAGGAUGGCUCACGCAGUGGACCCUUUACCGGAAGUGAAAAUGUCAUGGGGGGACCGUCUCAAUUGGAUCUCGAAGGGGUUCCAGGGCUAGGAAGUCUAAGCAGCGACGAAGCCGCCAUGGCAGUCAUAAUGAGUCUGCUGGAAACUGAUGCAAACCUGGGAGAGGGCGUGAACUUCGAUGAGAUGCGCUGGUCUCUUUAACUUCACAGCUCCAGUGUCUUUCCUUGAGUUUUAUUAUGUUUUUUUUUUCUUUUUCUUGUGGUUAAGACCUUUUUAUUACCUGUUUGGUGUUUUUAACCUUCAUGGACCACUCGGGAUGGUUUUGCCCAUAGUUUCCGCAUAAUUUCCCCAACAUUCUCUGUUUCAGCAAAUGGAAUAAUUUUUGGCAACGACCGUUAAUUUGACAUAUAUUUUAGAAAGAUUAUAUAAGAAUUUACAACAGGUCUUUAAGACACUGUAAACAGAUUUAAUAUCCUAAUGUUAUGUUCAGGAUAAAAAUAUCCAUUAAAAUAAACGUUUUAAAAAUAUAUCAGAUCAUACUUUUUUGCAUAAAUCUGUUAAUCAAUCUCAAUUCUGAUCAAAACUACUUAAAUAUUUUUUAAAAAUCUAGGAUUUUAACUUUUUAAUUACCAAUUCUUUAGUGACGUAACUGAUUUGGGGGAAAAACACAAAAGCGACUUAUUUUUUAUUUAAAAAGUGAUUGUGGACUGGAUUUUUAAUUUUUUUUUAAACCUUUUAUCACAGUCUUGGAUAUGCCCCAUUUUGCCCAUUGUCUUUCCCAGGUCAAAGAUCACACCUAUAGGUAAAGGAUGUGGCGAUAUCAGCAGUCACCCAAAUUUAAGUCCAUAUUUGGACAAUUUUUUGGGCAUGUACUCUCAUCUUUUGCAUGGCAGAAGCUGCUCAUCUAUUCUUCAUGGUGCCUGUUGCUCACCAUCAAAUGAUAAAUGAUUAACACGAUAUGCAAGUGCUUAAAUAAACUUACCUUGUUUUUGUUUAGUCUGGACUUCUCAUCAUCAAAAAGCAGCAGGCACAUAAAUACAUGCGCGCGCGCACACACACACACACACACACACACACACACACACACACACACACUAUAAUAUGCUGAUAUACUACAUAGACCUCCGUAUAAAAAGCCUAUGCAAUUUCGUUAUAUUGGCAGUCAAUGGGGCAAAAACAGCCAUGAACAGUAAAUGAGGGGGAAAAAAUUCAAUCUGAUGCUGCACAAAAACUAACACUGCAUCAAAGCCAAUGUUGUUCAUAAUCUUUGACAUCCAAGGAUAAAUAAAUCCAGUCCACAAUCACACUUAAUAUUAAGAAUUGUUAAGAAAUUGUGACACCCCCCCCCCAACAGUGACAUCGCUAAUGAAAUUAACAAUUAAAUAAAUAUAUUUAGUAGUUUUGAUCAGAACUGAGGUUGAUUAACAGAUUAAUGAAAAAAAAAAACAUCUGAUAUACAAUUAUACAAAAUAUUGGAAAAAACAUAUCUGAUAUACAAAAUAUUUCACAAUGAUUGUGAACGAACGAUUCACAACGAUUUUUUCUCAAAAAUAAUAAUGAAAGGGUAGUGUUUUGGAACAAUUCAUGGGUUAAACAAACUUUAUCACUGGGCCUAAGAUCAUCUGGGCCUAAUUAUGUCUUCGAACUAUUUUGAAUCUUGAAUAUUUUUAAUUGCUGUCCUCCAGUGUUCAUCAGUGCAAAAGAAGAGAUAUAUAGAGGGAGCAAGAAAAGACACCACCUUGGGUUUAUACCUUUUAUAUAUUUUGUUCCCAGUGUAUAUCUUCCAGAAGAAUGAAGAGCAGAAGAGUCUGCAUGUAAGGAAAUUGUGUACCUUUAGCAAUGACCCGAUUUUUUUAACGGUCUUCUACCGAGACGACAAAAUUCGGCUGUGUUUUCCUAUACUGGGUGCAGCAUGUCUUUUGUCAAGCCAUAAAACAUUUUCCCAAAUAGAUAAAAACAGUGAAUAUUUUGCAGGAUUCAUCUUUAAAGGACAGAAAGCUGGUUAUUAUUCUCUUUGCCAGAAGUGAGCUUUCAAAGCCAAGCAUCAUGGAGGUGAAGAGGAAUGUUUGUGGUUGAAAUUUGUCGAAAACAUUGUUCUAAGAGAAUCAUACAGAAGCCCUGAGCCCUUAAAGUUGAUUUAAUGCAAGUGCCAUGUCAUUAUUUAGACAUAAUACCUAAUUAUUGUGCUUAUUUUUUAGUGAUUUUAUUCCAAAUUUUCCAAACAUAUUCCUAAUUUUGAUGUUAUGUUUAACACCCAACGGUUUAUCAAUAACAUUAAUUUACAGAUGGUAUAAAGCAGUCAUACUUGAUUCAUUAAUUUGACAAGCGCCAUUCCAAGGUUCUGGUGUUUUGUUUAACACUGGUCUAUUUCACUCUGCUCGUCUAAGUUCACCACCUGAAAUUCCUUAUGGCUGAAUCAAUGCGUCGUCCUGAUAUUCGUAUAGUACUAAUGCUCGAAUGAGCAGAAAAAAGAUCAAUCCUUAUUCAAGAUUUUUAUUUUGACUUGUGUAUAUAUCAAUUCAUUUUAUAUCAAUGUGUGUGUUAGUUUAUUGUUUGUAUUUAUUUUUUAUUUAUGCACUCAUUUUAUAAUUUUAGUUUGCACUUACAAUUUUAUAAUUAUUGUAGUUUGUUCAUUCAUCCAAUCUAUUGACUGGAAAGAAAGAGAUUCAUUAAUUGAAUAUUAAUUAGCAUGUAAUCCCUAUACCUUUUAGUAAUUCUUGCCUGUUAACAUGAACAUCGAUACAAUUAUGUAAGUGUGUUCAGGUAUAGUAAAGCAAACUUAAGUUAUUAUGACCUUGUUUCAAAUUAUCAUCUUAAGUUGAAAUAACUAGGUAUAUGUUUAACAUAAUGGCAUAGCAUGCUAAAAAAGCCCUCCCAACACACACACAGCUUGUAGUUCAGGGCUUCUGAGGAGUUGACAUUUGAUGUUUGAACUCUAAACCAUUUUCAAGUUUUUGGGGUUUUUUUUUUUUUUUUUUUUUUGUCUUAAAGAUGAUGCUUGUUUCAUUUGACCUUGGUUUAACUUUGAUCCACAUCUACAAUUCUUAAUGAUGCUUUCAUGGCAUGAAAGUGGAUCUAAGCAGAGGAGAACAGUGACCGAGCCAUAUUACAAAGUCCCUUUUCAGGAAGUAUUCUCUGGUAAACUGUCACCAUAAAGUAUUUAAAACAUGAAGACAUUAUCCAAAUUAAUCCAGGACACUCAGGAAGCAACUGGCUGGGAAGUCAUUUUCUUUUUCUACUCACCUUGUACAGUAUUAACUGUAGGUUGUUGUUUUUGUUUGUUUGUUUUUAUUUUGGAGAGAAUCACAUAACAGGAAUCUAUUACAGAGAGAGUUUUCUGUACGGUGAAUGAUGCACAUUACAAACCUUAAGAGGCACACUUUAUUCUCCACCUGCUGAGCUUUCCAACAUUGCUCCCUUUUGGACACAAUGAAUUUCUAGACACUUUAAUGUGAAUCUUGUGUACAUGAAGCUGAAUGUGACGAGUUAAUUAUGGGACAAUGAGCCAUAUUGGUUAGCUAUUAAGCCUGUCUAGUUAGGUUUGAUCUAAACAGUUUUAAAAAAUCUUUUUUUCAAGUACUAAAGGUGACAUAUUAAAAAAUAUAUAGCUCUUCAGAUAAGAUAUUAAUCAACAAAAGGGCCUAACACAUGGACGAAUGAAUACCACAGACCACCUUUCCCUGGGAUGUUCAAAGGGUUUGGUUUUGGUCAGUUGGGGCCUUAAGCAUAAAGCAAGCUGUUUACUCGACCCAUACAAACAAGCGGUGAGCUGUGAUACAUGUGCCAUAUGUGAACGGUGAAAAAAUAUUGUUUGAGUUGCUGUUUUUUUUUUUGUUUUUUUUUUAUUAGGAUCUAUGUACUGUAUGCAUUCACCCCCUAGCAUAGGGUCACUGUCUUUCAGUGUGAAUAUGUGCUAUAUGCACUGGCACUAAGCAAAAAAUUAGUACUGUACUUGGAGUAGAACCACAGCCAUUACACCUACUACUAUUUCAGUCCUAGUUUCAGUUAGAUUCAAAUAGCCUGCAUAGAAAUAUGCUAUAUAUAUGUUGUUGAACUUCUAGUGAUAUUCAUGCAUGCUGGCCUUUUGGAGUUCAUUUUUUUUGCUUGUCUUUUUUUUUUUUUUUAGUAUUGGAAAAUGGUUAUAUUUUGCCUUAUGUCAUUGUCUCGAACGUUUUGUCAUUUUGAUGUAUUUUUUCCUUGAUUAUGUUUUGGAGAACGGUGAUUAGUUCACUGAAGACUGUUCCAUUGGGGACCCUUGUAGUUCCUCCUUCCAUGAACUGCUUGUGAGGGGAAUGUGGUUGGACAUGGGACAUGAAUCACUCUGUACAUGUCUCCGGGAAAAAAUAAUAAUAAUAAAGAAGAGGCUCUCGGAAAAGAAGAGGAUUUCAUUAAGGCCACAUUUGAAAUAUUAUCAUCUUCCUGGGUUUUAUACUUAUGAUGCCAUGGCUGCUGCUGUGAACAGGCCAGGUUCAUGACAGAGAAGCUGUCUAUAUCUAGGCUAUCAUGUACAAAAUAACUUCAAUAAAUAUUAGUUUAAUUUA